CCCACAGCACCCAGUCCAGCUGGAGCAGAGGGCAUCGCGGUGGCCUCUUUCCAGCAAGAAUGGCACCGCCUGGGCUGGAGGCUGCGUGCCCCUUUCAAGGAGGCCACCAGAUUCAGCCAAGCAAGGCCACCUGGGAUUCCUACGCGACCACAAUGAGGACUGCAUUCACGCCCAAGACGGGAGCGGUGCCUGCUUUAAUUCGGUAGAUCCCGAUUUGUGUCAGGUCGAUGGACUCACCUUCGUCUGUUCGCCUGUGUUCUGUUAUUCGGAGUCCCAAGCCAACAGAAAGCAGUCAUCAGAGAAGGUUUAGAAAAGUGCACUCAGGUAGAACCUGUUGCGUGCACAGUGCUCCUCCAAGCACCAGACAGGCUUUCCCCCCUUCGGACCCUAUCCAGACCUCCUACAGGAAAACUAAGGAAAGAAACACAUGGAUCCUUCAUAAAGUCACUGCGGGUCAGGGCAAUAGAGCCAGUAUGUAGGUUAACGGAAUUAUGCUACUCAAAAACAUAGAGCAGGCAUUGCAUUCAUUACCUGGUAGGUAGUAGGCAGACAAUGACGAUUCAGUAACUGGAUGAAUGAAGAAUUGUUAGCACUUGAUCAUCAACACUCAUCUUGGAAGCUGGAGGGCCACGACCCACUCACCCUUACCUUCACUCCUCCACUCACUGCUUCCUAAGUGGCCUCUCAGCGUCUCCCAUUUCCACCUGAAUUGUGCGGGGUGGGAAUUUCUGUCCGUCAGCUGCCUCUUUAAACUCAUUGGUGGGUGAGUGAGAGUGGGAUCAGGAAAGCCUCGUUACCGUUCAUCGCAUCACGGGUGGAUGGGAAACCAGCAUGGAGACGCUUCACCGGCCUGUGUUUACUCUGUGAAUUGUUUCCAAUAAAGAGGAUCCUGGCACCUUAAAAGUUCAAGCUGCUGAGAAGUCAAAUGGAUCGUGGGCAAGACCACGGCUGAGGAGUCGGGCAGAAAUGGGCUCUGACCUCCGCUCUUUGCUCUACCCCUUCUUAUCUCUGUUACCUUCGGCAGGUGACAAGCUGUGGCUCAGUUUUAUGGUUGGCAAAGUAGGAAUAAUGAUUCCUGCCUCAGGUGGUGGUUCUGAUGACAGAAGAAAACACUAGUACAGUGACCAGCAUGGAGAAGUAACUCAAAAUUUUUCAUUAAUUCCCGCCCCCCAGGGUAAUCUCUGAUAGACUUUCACAAACUACAGGGCUGUAAGACUCCUCAGUGGCUAUCCCACUGAGUUACAUUAUGUCCCCUAACUGGGAGAUUUAUCAUCUGACGGUAAUGAUCAUGCCAGCUUCCCAGACAGUAACAGUUGUCUGAAGAAGAAACAUUUGGGAUAAGAGCCAAAAAACAAAUGGGUACUAAUGGAGUCUAGUCGAAAGGGUAUCAGAAGACUAGGAUAUACCUAUUCACUUAGUGACCCUAUUCCCAAUCAGACACAGUACAACGAUGAGUAUGUUUGGAAAUCAUAUUCUAAAGAAGACUGGAUCAAAACCGGGACUUCAAGAGGAGUCAGGAGCCAAAUAUCUCGCCCCAGUCAAGAUUUCUUUCUCUGGACGUUGCCUCAGGGCCAAUCAACAGCAUCAAUAAAGAGCCACCUCCCUUGGAAAAUCGCUGCUACAAAGGAAGAGGUUAGGAAGGCGAUAGCAAAUCAGUUUAUUUCUAGUACUAGAAGAGACUUUGUGGACACAGCAAAAGCUCAGGAGAUUCAGGAAAGUUCUCAGAUGUCGCUGGGACAGAAAAAGUUACUUCCUCGACCUGUGGACACUGAGUUUCGACGAAAUUACCAAGUUCCAGCUAAAAUUCCUGAGCUUCAGGACUUUAGCUUCAGAUAUGGAUGCCACUCAAGCCUCCCAGUUGCUUCUCAGGGUCUAGUCCCUUCCGUGCUGUACAGCCACAUGAGGAAUCAAGAACGCACAAAGAAGCAGACUACGUACCAAAGUGAUUAUGGGAAGACCUACCUGGAUUUCUUAGUGAUUUUAAACUCAUUUACUCCCUCUCAAAUCACAGAGUACCUUCAGAGUCUUUCCUACAAAGACAGACAAAUUCUUGAUCUCUUUAUUCGCUCUCACUGUGGCGUUGACAUGGGACAGGAAAAUAACGGAAACGGUUCAAAUGAAGAAAAUUGAAAAUCAAUGAAAGCACCGGGUCAGAGGGCCUACUGCGUCAUUUUUUCAAUAAUGAAAACAUAAUAAGAUCCAAAUUGUUCUAAAUAAUUUAUUCGUGAUGCUGUGUAAUUUUGUUUUUUUUGUUUUUAAACAAUAAAAUCAUUUAAGGUCAUAAGUACUUCCCACCACCA
Messenger RNA from Panthera uncia (snow leopard), 2300 nucleotides. It is a transcript of the gene TEX26, whose product is annotated as testis expressed 26. NCBI's taxonomy places the organism in Eukaryota, Metazoa, Chordata, Mammalia, Carnivora, Felidae. Gene Ontology annotation, cellular component: cytoplasm. The record is from RefSeq and is a predicted model, not a curated record. The transcript has 7 exons. The coding region runs from base 1366 to 2130 and encodes 254 amino acids.